Messenger RNA from Ostertagia ostertagi, 300 nucleotides. NCBI's taxonomy places the organism in Eukaryota, Metazoa, Nematoda, Chromadorea, Rhabditida, Trichostrongylidae. The record is from the annotation of a GenBank genome assembly.
AUGUCAGCAUUCCAGGUGUUCGCAGCAGUAAUGCAAUGGGUCAGGUUCGACAUACGAGAACGAAAACAAUCUCUAUCGAAGCUGAUGGAGCACGUACGACUUCCACUUUGUCACCCGGAAUUUCUCGUGGGUACGGUCAGUGAUAACACGAUGGUGAUGACCGAUGCCGCCUGUCACGAUCUCGUCGAUGAAGCUAAAAACUACCAACUUCUCCUGCUGUCUUCACACGAACGACCAAACAUGCAAGGACCGCGCACUAGACCGCGGAAACCACUGAUUUUCAAGGAAGUGUUAUACGCG